This is a messenger RNA of Microthlaspi erraticum, 921 nucleotides long. NCBI's taxonomy places the organism in Eukaryota, Viridiplantae, Streptophyta, Magnoliopsida, Brassicales, Brassicaceae. The record is from the annotation of a GenBank genome assembly.
AUGGGGCCACUUGUGGGACAUGUUGCAUCAGGUUUUGCCUUCUUAGCAAUUGGUCUAUGGCACUUAUUCAACAACAUAAAACUCUUUUGUCUCAACCCAAACACGUUUGCUUCAUCAAUAUGGUUCCCAACUUCCAAACUCCGACACUUGGAACUCUACAUAAUUAUUCUCGUCUCUGCUGUGGGCGUCAUAGGCGUGGAGCUCUUCAACAUUUCAACUGAGAGAGAUCAACUCUUUGACUCCAACGACGGUACAAUUCUUCCCGACCUUCUCCACGACGUUGAACACUCCUUCAUCGCAAUGUCCUUCUUAGCCUAUGCCGUUUUCGCACUACUCAUUGAUCGGGCACGGUCUAGAGCCGAGGGUCUAACCGUCCUCGCUUAUGCUGCUGCUUUUGCUCAGGAGCUGUUUAUCUUCCAUUUUCACUCUUCCGACCAUAUGGGUAUCGAAGGACAAUACCAUCUGAUCUUCCAGUUGAUCAUCUUCAUCUCCCUCCUCACCACUCUCAUGGGCAUUGCCUUGCCCAAGAGUUUUUUGGUGAGCUUCGUGAGAUCUUCAAGUAUAGCCUUCCAAGGAGUGUGGUUAAUAGUGAUGGGUUUCAUGCUUUACUCACCGAGUUUGAUCCCUAAGGAUUGUUUACUCCAUGUGAACGAAAUACAUACCACGGUUAAGUGCUCUACCGUAGAAGCUCUAGACAAAGCCAAAUCGCUUGCUAACAUCGAAUUUAACUGGUUGUUUGUGCUAACCACAACUUUUACCAUUACGUUAUAUUUGAUUCUUGAGAGAGUAUACGGUGGAAACACCAAAUACACGAGCCUAGACACCAUAAAUCAACAAGAUGAUGAAGAACAACAACACAUCAUCAAAUCAAGUCGUUACCCAAGUUUUGUCCAAAUGCAUAAACUCGUUGGACAUGUAUAG